UGUCACUCAACGCCUCAUUUUAUUUUCGACAACGAAAUUUUAGAUUCGAUUGUUAUUUUAUUUCACAAAUAUUUCGAAUGAAAUUAGGAUGACAGAUAGUGCAAGUGCAAGGUAUAAAUAUUUGCAAAAAAUUGGCGAAGGUGUGCAUGGUAUGGUAUUAAAAGCACAUGAUUUGACAACGGGAAAAGAGGUGGCCAUCAAAAAGGUGUCACUUCGAACAAAACAUGGUGAAAUUUCGUUGAGCACUGUUCGCGAAAUAAAAGCACUUCAGCAUUGUGAUUGCAAAUAUAUAAUGUCAUUGCUAGAUGUAUUCCCCGAUAUGACUGGAUUGUCGCUGGUAUUUGACUAUAUGCCGCAUACAUUGUAUUCGAUUUUGAAAAAUGACUCGAUACCAUUGAGCCGAUCAAUUAUUCGAUCGUACACAAGCAUGUUAUUGCAUGGCGUCAAAUAUAUGCAUAGCAUUGGUAUCAUGCACAGAGACAUAAAACCAGCCAAUUUACUCAUCGAUGACAAUGAUGUACUGAAAAUAGCCGAUUUUGGUUUGGCUCGAAUUUACAGUCAAAAUGAGGACAAAUCAUAUUCACCCCAAGUAGCAAGCAGAUGGUAUAGAGCACCUGAACUACUGUAUGGAUCAUCAAAAUACGGGCCAGCUGUCGAUAUGUGGGCUAUUGGAUGCGUAUUUGCCGAAAUGCUUAGAAGAGUUCCGCUGUUCAAUGGAAACACGGAUAUUGAGCAAUUGGCAUUGGUGAUAAAAAUUUUGGGCAGUCCAAAUCAAAAAGAUUGGCCGGAAAUGGAUUCGUUGCCGGAUUUCAAAAAGAUUCAUUUUUCGCAUAGCAAAGGGGAGAGCUGGCAAAAUAUAUUCCCCACGUGUACAACAGCCAAUGAAAUUGCACUUGUUGAUGGUCUGGUUCAAUAUAAUCCGCGAAAGCGGUUGACUGCAGCUGAGGCACUGAACCUGGACUAUUUCAUCCAAUAUGACAGCGAUGUACUGAAAUCGAUAUCGAAAUUCUGAAUUAAUCUAUAAUACGAUGUAAUUUUCAAAUCAAAUAAAAUAAAAAUUUCUUGGAAAAAAAGGGGCAACCAAAUUCAAUUCAAUUAUAUGUCAUUGUUGUUGGUUGUGGUGGUAGUGGUGGUGGUACUGCUGUUGACGUAUAUAUGCUAAUUUGU
This is a messenger RNA of Contarinia nasturtii (swede midge), 1167 nucleotides long. RefSeq names its product cyclin-dependent kinase 20. Gene Ontology annotation, molecular function: ATP binding; cyclin-dependent protein serine/threonine kinase activity. Lineage: Eukaryota; Metazoa; Arthropoda; Insecta; Diptera; Cecidomyiidae. The record is from RefSeq and is a predicted model, not a curated record. Gene Ontology annotation, cellular component: nucleus. Gene Ontology annotation, biological process: protein phosphorylation. The transcript is spliced from 7 exons. Bases 89 to 1012 code for a protein of 307 amino acids.